Molecule: messenger RNA, 1116 nt
Organism: Haliotis rufescens (red abalone)
Lineage: Eukaryota; Metazoa; Mollusca; Gastropoda; Lepetellida; Haliotidae
Exons: 1
Coding region: 1-1116 (371 amino acids)
Source: RefSeq, a predicted model, not a curated record
AUGGCGGGCCCCUUCAAGGACACCCCCCUAGACAACCUCCAAGUAUCCCCAAUAGGCCUGGUGCCCAAGAAGCAGCCAGGAUAUGGUCAGCACCUGGGUAAGCAUGCGGAGGAAUUCCGUCUAAUUCACCAUCUAUCCUAUCCCAGGGGUAAAUCUAUAAACGACUUCAUAGACACAGAGGCCUGCUCCGUUGUGUACGCCAGAUUUGAUGAAGCUACCCAUAUGGUUCAACAACUGGGAAAGGGAGCACUACUAGCAAAAUUCGACAUUCAGUCGGCCUUUAGAAUUAUACCAGUCCACCCAUCCGAUUUCGAGCUGCUAGGCAUCAGAUUCGAAGGUGAGUUCUAUUUCGAUAAAUGCUUACCAUUUGGCUGCUCCAUAUCUUGCGCCAUAUUUGAAACGUUUAGUACCUUCUUGCAAUGGUGCAUGCAAUCGCAUCUUCCAACGUGUCAGAUCAUGCAUUACCUGGACGACUUCCUAAAGGGGGGCACAGCAGGCACCAGCCACUGCUCAGACAACCUCAACGGAUGCGUGAAUACACUUCAACAGCUUGGGGUUCCUAUCGCGCACGACAAGACGGUGGGCCCCACAACCAAACUGACAUUCCUAGGGCUGGAAAUCGACACCAUUGCGAUGCAGAUCAGAAUCCCAGAGCCCAAGAUCAAGGAGGCAACAAGGGAAAUCCAUGACAUCCUGUCAACAGGUAACAUCAAGGUCACAAAAAGGGCCCUUCAGUCCCUCAUAGGCAAGCUUAACUUUAUGUGCAGGGCUAUACCAAUGGCAAGGGCAUUCAGCCGCAGGCUAAUCGAUCUGCUUAGCAAAGGUAAGCAACCAUUUCACCACAUUAGGAUUACCAGCUGGGUCAAGGAAGACCUACAAAUGUGGUUAACAUUUCUUACGAGUUACAACGGCAUUUCAGUGUUUCAGGACCAACUAUGGGUGGACAGCGAUUUCCUCCAGCUGUUUUCAGACGCAGCGGGCGGCGCCGGCUUUGGGGCCUACAUGCAGGGCAAAUGGUUUAACGGCGCAUGGCCAACCCAGUGGGUGACGGAUGGAAUUAGAUACGGUGACACACGUGUGUACUUGGGGAAGGGUUGCUCGCGAAUGACCGACUAA